This is a messenger RNA of Sebastes umbrosus (honeycomb rockfish), 3479 nucleotides long. RefSeq names its product fibroblast growth factor 11a (gene fgf11a). The transcript is spliced from 6 exons. The coding region runs from base 1143 to 1895 and encodes 250 amino acids. The record is from RefSeq and is a predicted model, not a curated record. Gene Ontology annotation, molecular function: fibroblast growth factor receptor binding; growth factor activity. Gene Ontology annotation, biological process: positive regulation of protein phosphorylation; positive regulation of cell population proliferation; cell differentiation. NCBI's taxonomy places the organism in Eukaryota, Metazoa, Chordata, Actinopteri, Perciformes, Sebastidae. Gene Ontology annotation, cellular component: cytoplasm.
CGCUAAUGCACUGUGAACAGGGACAAGCAAGAGAGCGAGUCACACACACACACACACACACACAUUCACAUACGCACAUGCUGCCUCUGUCACACACCCUCACACCUUCACACUGUGUCACAUAUACACACUCCCUCACACGUGUGCGCUGAGGCAGAGAGGUGCCUUGCUCGGGAGACACACUUUCUCCUCACACACACUCAUGGACACACACUGUGCAGCUGGACUCAACAGAACCAGACCGGACUACUGUCACCCACCGGUGGAGACUCUCGCAUGAGCGGCGGCACCACAGCGUCUACCGGUGCGGGUGAACGCAAAGGGGUGAUGCCAGGAGAGCUUGAGAGACAGUGAGGGAACAAGCCGCACUCCGUCCAGCAGCGUCCAUCCGCACCCCCCUUCGUCCUCGUCCCAGCUUGCAGAGCUGAUACCUCAGGUCGGACACUUUUAUUUCUACUUCUCUGACAUUGUUUCGGAUGGGGACAUUUUACAGGUGAGGGACAGAAAGACAAAGGAGCAGUGUCACUCCUCUGUUAUUUUUGGAGAGUUGACAUUCAGGCGUUUUUCGUCCAGACGUCUGAUCUGCAGGACUGAGCGGGUUACGAGGACUAAAUGUGAUUUUUUUUUUUUUUUUGGUGUCAUCAUGCAGCGGACGGUUCUGUGGUUGAAUCCUUUCGGACGUGGUUGAGUCAAACUUCAUUGGAGCUCCAGGAGGAAUCUAAGGGUGCACUCGGACUGGGACAGAGGCACCAGGGCACAUCGCUGGGCUACUGGUUUUUGGGUGGAUAACAUGACGUGUUCCAACAGAGGAACAGUGACGUAUAAAAUCUUCACCUGAACCUCACUCGCAACCAGAAAACAAGGACAUUUAAAGGCUCGUCGAUCCAAACCUCAACGAGCACCAAUUUUCCGUUUUGGGUGGGCCUUGGAGGGAUCCACCCGAAAUAUCCUCCACCUCUUUCUCUGCCUUUUUUCCCAGCUGCUUCGGUCCAUCCUCAGAAGCACCCUCCUCCGCUCUGCACCCCUCCCUCAGCGGUGCUCCGUCGCCCUGGGUGAGCGGGCAGGGGGGUGGCCCACGGUACCCCCCGACACCUGGGCGCCACCGAGCCGCCUGAGGCUGGUGAGGCGGCGGCAGGGUCAAGAUGGCCGCUCUCGCCAGCUCCCUCAUUCGCCAGCGCAGGGAGGUCAAGGACCCCCAGGCGAACCGGCAGAUCGCCAGCAAGCGCAAGCCCUGCCCAAAGAGCAACAAGUCGCUCUGCCAGAAGCAAAUCCUCAUAUUAAUAUCGAAGGUUCGACUAUGUGGCAGUCGAGGGAGAAAAAUGGAAAAGAGACCAGAGCCCCAGCUGAAGGGCAUCGUCACGCGGCUUUACUGCAGACACGGCUUCUACCUCCAGAUGCUGCCGGAUGGCACCAUGGAAGGCACAAAGGACGAAAGCAGCUCCUUCUUGCAGUUCAACUUGAUUCCUGUGGGGCUCAGGAUAGUGGCCAUCCAGAGCACCAAGACAGGGCUGUACGUUGCCAUGAACAGCGAGGGCUACCUCUACACUUCGGAACACUUCACGCCGGAGUGUAAGUUUAAGGAGUGUGUGUUUGAGAACUACUACGUCACCUACUCGUCCAUCCUGUACAGGCAGACCCAGUCGGGCCGGGCGUGGUACAUCGGCAUCAACCGGGACGGACAGGUCAUGAAGGGGAACCGCGUGAAGAAGACAAAGGGAGCCGCUCACUUCCUGCCCAAACUCAUUGAAGUGGCCAUGUACCGGGAGCCCUCUCUACAUUGCGUCGCAGCGUCGCAGAGUCCGCCCAGAAAAACGCCCAAGACCUCCAGUGACUCACCCGUGCACAAGAACGGCAAGAAGGACCCUCAAUCCAAAACCAAAACCUCCACCUCCUAGCGCUCAGAGACACGGGUGGGAGAGGAGGGGGGUGGAGGACACUGGGCACCAGCGGACACCUGAACGGGGUUGUUAGGGCUACCCCCCCCUUCCCCAUCUGCAACACUGACCCCACGAGAACUCUGCGUACCACAAUGCACUUGGAAAAAAGAGCAGAGUGGAGCUGGCUAAUGGGAAGCCCCUUUUACCCUCAAAGACCCCCCCAUCCACACCAGCCCUCCACCUUCUUAUUAGCCUGGGAUAUAAAAGCAAUAACUCCAUGAAGAGGCGAACAGUCGCCGAGCAUAUAGCAUGUCACCACAGCGUGUUUUAACCUGCCGGAAGGGAAAUCCCACACACGUCCCUCUAGCCGCCAUCAGCGACAUCCUUCCAGUCAACCAAAUAUCCGAGAAUAAGUCUUCCUGGUUUCACCCGCAACGGGGUGCAACGGUCAAAUGGGCACAUACUGUACAAAUGGGUUGUGUUUUUUCUUUUCCCCAAAGGGGUUCCAUGCUAAUGUUAGCCUGACACGGAGCCAUACUAAUGCGAGGCUGUCACAGAGACCCUUGCAGACUUUUUGUUCUGCGGCCAUCUGCUCAGUCCACCAUCUUCUGUGCGAGUCAGCGACUUUGUGAGAUGGCCUGGAUACUUGUCAGCCCUGUUUGUGUGUGUAAGUGUGUGUAUGUGUGUGUGUGUGUUCCCUUCUUCUUCCAUUCACCUUUGGCGCGAUUUGAUUAGUUUGUGACAUGGACUCAAUUUUCCACUCGGCGGCACAAGAAAACCCCUCCCGUCCUCUCCGGCUCUGUUAAUGGAGUCUGGAGCUGAUCAGAAUCUUUCGACCCUUAAACGAGGGGCCAAGAGCUCCCUCGACACACCCCACAUAACCACACACACACACACUCGUUAUUACACUGACAUUUAUACACACACACACUUUAACGUCCUGAUAUCCAUGAGAGACGGCCGCAGAAAAUGAUCUCACGACUUAACACACUUAACACAAUGACAUGCAUUAACACACUCACAAAUGCACAUGCCGACGUGGUUGGUGAGUGUGUGUGUGUGUGCGGGUUCUGGGAGAUGAUGAGGAUGUCAUCAGUGAGAUGGGGUUCUGAUGGAGCCUGACUGUUGUAGCUUAUGAUUGCACCGCAAUAGCUUUUUUCACUGUGGCUGGCCAUGCAUCGCACAAACCCCCCGAGGCCCACAUUCAUUAUCUGUGGACCCUCUAUCACUCAAUGUGGGAUUCUUGUCUAAAAAUACAAACUAAAAAUGUGUUUUUAAUUAAUUAUCACAUCCAAAUUGUGAUACCACCUUAUGAUGAAUGAAAAAAGAAAAUGUGCGUAUGAUCUGCAGAUUUCAUGCUACCCCCAUCGCUGUCCCCAUGCCACAAAUAUUCAAUGUACAACCAUUUUUUAAAGGGGCACUCCACCCGUUUUACAUGUAUAUGUAAGCACAUAGUAAGGAGUAAAAGUCAGGUGAUCUUGGCUUCGACUGUUAUCAGGCCAUUAAAGCUGAAGUAGGCGAGAUUGGAGCAAAUAUGAUUUAAAAAAAGUUAUUUUUAUAAAGCGUGUAUCGUAUAUCGUGACAGUAGAACAUGAAACAGGU